Messenger RNA from Funneliformis caledonium, 384 nucleotides. Lineage: Eukaryota; Fungi; Glomeromycota; Glomeromycetes; Glomerales; Glomeraceae. The record is from the annotation of a GenBank genome assembly.
AUGCAAGGUUCAAAACGAACCUUGAUAACUUUGCUAAUAUCAAUAUCAUUAACUGCUUCACCAGAAUUAAUUUCUUUACAUAAUCAAGGAAAGAUAAUCUCUUCGACCAAUUCAAAAGAAAUCUUGGUAAGAGAAAUAGAAACGUUUGUUGUUGAAAUAAAUGGAAUAAGCUGCGAAGGAUGUGCUAAUAGAAUAAAAGCUCAAUUUGAUUCCAAACCCUUUGUCAUAGAUUCAAAAGUUUACUUUAAGAAUCAAUCAGCGAUAGUUAGCGUUAAAAGUGGAACUUAUAAUUCAAAUGAUAUUGAAACCUGGGUGAAAAUGGUGGAUUUCAAGUAUGGAGCAAAAGUUAUUCAACAAUAUAUCAAAACAGUUGAGGAGGAAUAA